AUCCAGUCUCCACCACACCACACCAUAUUGUCAAAAAUCCCAUUCCCCACUCCUUCCUUCCUUCCUUCCUCCAUUGCCAAUGCCACCACUGACCCAUUGAUUCCAACUACCACAUACAAAUCAAAACAAAACAUAUACUGUAAAAUUAAGAUUCACUCACACCACUACGCGAUCUCCCUCUGGUUUUUGUUCUUCCUCCACAGGCCUUUUUCUUUUCUUCCCCUUCCCAUUCAACCGACUUCCCCUGUAUCUCUCUGCCCCAGAUUCAUCUUCUUCUUCCCUCUUUCUGCGAAGUUUAUGCAUGAUGGGGGAGAGAACCCCACCUGGGAGUUACUUCCAUUACCCUCCCCCUUCUGCCCACGCAUCUCCUCACAGGACUCCAUCCAUUCCCUUAGAUCGGGAGAGGUAUCUUGCUGAAUUACUGUCAGAGAGACAGAAAUUGGGUCCUUUCGUGCAGGUUUUGCCUCAUUGUAGCAGACUUCUGAAUCAGGAGAUCAGACGUCUAUCGGGCCUCAAUCAAACUUCCGUGGAUCAUGAGAGAUUUGAGCACGGGAGCCCUUACAGGUCAUUAGGCCAGCUAUCGAACGGAAGGCCAAUGGACUUGGAAGGUUGGCCUCCAAUGCAAAUGGAGGGAAGUGGACAUGUCCACAGUUUGGGGCCCCUUCAAGCUCAUUCAAUGGCAUGGCCGAGGGUUCAAGGAAUUCCUACGACACCGAUAGUUAAGAGAGUCGUUAGACUUGAUGUACCUGUUGACAAAUAUCCAAAUUAUAAUUUCGUUGGACGACUUCUGGGACCGCGUGGAAACUCCUUGAAAAGAGUUGAAGCCUUGACAGAAUGUAGGGUGUACAUAAGAGGCAAGGGCUCUAUCAAGGAUGCUUUAGAGGAAGAGAAGCUAAGGGACAAGCCUGGAUAUGAGCAUCUUAAUGAGCCGUUGCAUCUCUUGGUUGAGGCAGAAUUCCCAGAGGAUACAAUAAACUCUCGCUUGGAUCAUGCAGUGGCUGUGUUAGAAAGCCUUUUGAAGCCUGUGGAUGAAUUGCUUGAUCAAUAUAAGAAGCAACAGCUAAGAGAAUUGGCAUUACUAAAUGGCACCCUGAGGGAGGAAAGUCCAAGUAUGAGCCCAAGCAUGUCUCCAUUUAACACCACGGGGCUCAAACGGGCCAAGACAGGGAGGUAGUAGGAAUGGUGACUUCCCGACAGCGUCGACGAGAUGACGAGCUUCGUCGACGCUUUGUUCAACCCAUGGAAGCUGGUUUUCAUCAUUGAAUAGCAAGUUAACUUUUGCUGCCUUCACAUGGUCAAGAGUGUUGCUGAUUUUGCUCUGCUCAAUCUGAUAGGCCUAUGUUAAUUGGCUCACCACUUUUUUUCCCUUAAUAUGGGAGGGAAGGAGAAUCCCCUCCACCAUUUGAACAUUUUUUCAUUUUUUUUUCCUAAGGUAGCAAUUUAAUUUAGGUUAAAUUACAAAUGCAGUUCCAUCAACAACUUUUAACGGUUAUGUUUUUAUUUACUCCUUAAAAUUUAAAUGUUAUUGCUCUAGACUUUAAGUU
Cucurbita maxima (winter squash) is the source of this 1544-nucleotide messenger RNA. RefSeq names its product KH domain-containing protein At1g09660/At1g09670-like. Bases 302 to 1174 code for a protein of 290 amino acids. The record is from RefSeq and is a predicted model, not a curated record. Gene Ontology annotation, molecular function: mRNA binding. The transcript has 8 exons. Gene Ontology annotation, cellular component: nucleus. Lineage: Eukaryota; Viridiplantae; Streptophyta; Magnoliopsida; Cucurbitales; Cucurbitaceae. Gene Ontology annotation, biological process: regulation of mRNA splicing, via spliceosome.